This is a messenger RNA of Rotaria sp. Silwood1, 726 nucleotides long. The record is from the annotation of a GenBank genome assembly. NCBI's taxonomy places the organism in Eukaryota, Metazoa, Rotifera, Eurotatoria, Philodinida, Philodinidae.
AUGGCAUCAUCAACAACGGACUCUUCGGCACCAAAUUUAGCAACACUUUUAUUAAUUAAACGAAAACUAGGCGCAAAAAAUUCUGAUAAAAUAAGCGAAAAACAAGCUUCACCAACACUUCAAACUACUACUAUUGCUCAUUCAAAUGAAAAAUCAUUUUAUCGUCAAAAUAUGUCGAUUGUAAAUCCAACAACCACCACAACAACAACAACACCUACCAAUAUACAAGAAUCCCCAAAAGUUAGUCGAAAAAACAAACAAAUUGAAGUAGAAUUACUUGAUAAAAAAAUGGAAGAAAUUAAUCGUAAACAAGAAGUAAAAACAAAUGAAACAUUAGUCACAUGGAAAGGUUUUGAUUCUCUUAAUUACGGAUUUGUUCUCGACUCUAACAUGCACAAAUCAACGCCUUUUCCACCUACGCCAACAAAACAACGUACACCAACACCAUCAAUAAAUAUACAAUCAGCAUCAGUCAAAAAUUCAGAAAAAACCAUUAUUGAAACACGAAAACAAGAAUCACCCGUGAGUCUGCCACCAAUUGAAAAAUAUCCAUCAACAAUAUCGAAACAAUCAACUCCUCAACUUAUUGAUUCUUCCGUCAAAGAUCAAUCUAGUUCUAAACUAUCAUUGAAGGAAGACGAACCUCAAAAAGUAAGUGUAGAUAAACAAUCACUUUCUCCUCCACGAUAUUCUAAAGUACAUUCUGUGCCUUCAUUAAAAAAGUGA